Messenger RNA from Colossoma macropomum (tambaqui), 7916 nucleotides. RefSeq names its product protein phosphatase 1, regulatory subunit 9Ba (gene ppp1r9ba). Gene Ontology annotation, biological process: calcium-mediated signaling; actin filament organization; neuron projection development. The record is from RefSeq and is a predicted model, not a curated record. The transcript is spliced from 11 exons. The coding region runs from base 171 to 2627 and encodes 818 amino acids. NCBI's taxonomy places the organism in Eukaryota, Metazoa, Chordata, Actinopteri, Characiformes, Serrasalmidae. Gene Ontology annotation, cellular component: actin cytoskeleton; cytoplasm; postsynaptic density. Gene Ontology annotation, molecular function: actin filament binding.
CGUGCUGAAAAAAAGAGAAAGAAAAAAACGGCUCGUGGACACAAUGGGCUCUCCAGCGGACGGAGCGAGCUCUGUUUAACGCGCCGCAGCCUUCGAUGAACACAAGAAACGAGGUGAAGAGGCCGGGGGCUAUGUCGUUUCAGCUCCUCUUCACCACCGCUUGAUCAACCAUGAUGAAGACUGAACCCCCGUCUGCGGCCAGCGGCAGCACCAGCGGCAACCCGCUCGGAGCGCGGAGUGCCUCCCCACACAGGAACGCCUAUGAAGCAGGAAUUCAGGCGCUCAAGCCGGUCAAAGACCCUGGUGCCCCUAAUGGGGAUGAUAAAGAGGGGAAGCUGCGGGCUCCUGGCCGGGGCCGCAGGUACGGCUCCAACGUCCACCGCAUCAAGAACAUGUUCAUGCAGAUGGGCUCUCCUGGGGAGGAAGAGGAUCCAUCCAAAUUGAAAGACCAAACGGUGCGGCUCUCCCUGCCCAGAGCCAGCAGCCUGAAUGAAAAUGUGGAUCAUAGCACCCUGCUCAAACUCGGCGGCACUGUUUCCGAACGUGUUAGCCGGUUUGACAGCAAGAACGAUGGAAGUGGUGCACGUGGAGCCUCCUCAGGCUUCUCCAAGCUGCAAGAGACACGUAAGAUCUUUGAACAGCGCCAUCUACAGGAGAAGCAGGCCGCCACCAAUCGCAUCCUGCUGAAAAAGGAGCGUGCCUCAGGCUUCCAGGACAGCCGUCUUGACGUAGUCGUGCGGUUCAACGGCAGCACGGAGGCCCUAGACAGACUGGACGGGGAGGGUGGUCCUGUUGAGGCAGUGUCACCCACUGUUAGCCAACUGAGCGCUGUCUUCGAGAAAGCAGAACUGCGCAACAAUCUCCAUCGGCCGACCUCGACCUCGCCGCUCUCAUCUCGUGGUGUUAGCCCCACCCCAGGGAAAGUAGUCAAUUCCAAGAUCACCCCCAAAAAGGUGCGAUCGUUUCCUCAAGCAGGAAGUCAGGAGAAGGGCGCCCUACCCAAGGAUCAGGAGGAUGUCCCUGGAAGUCCCAGAAGGAUCAGUUCCAAAACGGACAUAUCCAUCAAACCAUCAAUGGAUGGAUCCAUCCCUGAGUCUGAGAUGGUCCAGUCAAGUGAGAUCCAGAACUCUGCAGAUGCCAGUGCACUUGGGGAACAUGAUGGUGUCAGUACCCAGGAAGCGGGCAGUAGACUGGUUCAAGCGGAAGUCCAUGUCCAUGCUUCCCUGGAGAAUGGGGAUUCCAACAAGGCAGAGCAGAGAGACGAGCAGAGAGAUGAGGACAGGCCAGCCUCAGUAGACGCCUGCCUUCGAGAUGAGGAGGCGGCUGAAGAAGAGUCUCAUAGGGAGGAUUACUCCGAAGCAGACCUGGUGGACAUCAGUGCCUAUAGUGGUAUAGGUGAGGACUCUGGCGGAAGUCAGCUGGAUGAGGAUGAGGAAGCUGAUGAUGAUGAAGCGUAUGAACCAGAAUCCAGCUGCACUGAAAUCCCAGGACUGUCACUUGAGGAUGACCCUCCAGCCAGCAGAAAGAUCCGUUUCAGCACCGGGCCAAUAAAGGUGUUCACCACAUACUCUAACGAGGACUAUGACCGGCGUAAUGAUGAUGUCGAUCCUAUGGCGGCAUCAGCAGAAUAUGAGCUGGAAAAGAGAGUGGAGAGACUGGAUCUCUUCCCUGUGGAACUGGAAAAAGAUGGCGACGGUUUGGGGAUCAGUAUCAUCGGAAUGGGCGCUGGAGCUGACAUGGGCCUGGAGAAGCUUGGAAUCUUCGUCAAAACAGUCACAGAGGGAGGAGCUGCUCACCGGGAUGGAAGGAUCCAGGUGAAUGACCUCAUAGUGGAGGUAGACGGCACCAGCUUGGUGGGUGUGACUCAGAAUUUUGCAGCAUCAGUCCUGAGGAACACCACUGGCAAAGUCAAGUUUAUUAUUGGCCGGGAGAAACCAGGGGAGCAGAGCGAGGUUGCGCAGCUGAUCCAGCAGACGCUGGAGCAGGAGCGCUGGCAGAGGGAGAUGAUGGAGCAGCGCUAUAAUCAGUACAUGGAGGAGGACGAAGAGACGGGUGAGUAUGCUACAGAUGAGGAUGAGGAGAUGAGCCCCAUGUUCCCUAACGCUAUCGAGGUAUUUGACUUGGCUGAAAAUGAGGACAUGCUCUCACCCGUGGAGAUGGACCCAGAGAAACUCGCCCACAAGUUCAAAGAGCUCCAGAUAAAGCAUGCUGUAACCCAGGCUGAGAUCAAGCAGCUAAAGCGGAAGCUGGCUCACGCGGAGCAGGAGAAGCUGCGUUGGCGGAUGGAAAAGGCCCAGCUGGAACAGACGGUGCGGGAGACGAAGGAGCGCAUGGAAAAGCUGGAAGGCUACUGGAUGGAGGCGCAGAGUUUGUGUCAGGCGGUAGAUGAGCACCUGAAGGAGACGCAGGCCCAGUACCAGACACUAGAGCGCAAAUACAGCAAAGCCAAACGCCUCAUCAAAGAGUACCAGCAGAAAGAGAUUGAAUAUCUUAAGAAGGAGACAGCACAGCGGCGUGCGCAGGAGGAGUCCGAGGCCGGUCGUAAGGAGGAGACAGACAGCCUGCAGGAGAAGAUCACAGACCUGGAGACGAAGGUGGGUGCACUGAAGAGCUCGGAGCCCUCCUAAACCUCCCCCAGGAACAAGAGAGAGGGGGAGAGUGGGAGAAAUGCCUUCAACCCCAGCCAUCCCUCGCUCCUACGUUUUUCUCUCAAAGGCAUGCAACAACGGACGACCAAAAGACUGCAAGAAACGUUAAAGGGAUGUUCCUGGGGAGAGGGAGGGGGUGAAAAAGAAUUCCAUAAUGCCUCGCCAGUAAGCCUGGCACAGGCUGCCCACCUCUAGUCCUCAUGACAGCCCACAUAAUGUAGGCCCCAGGAUGUUUUUAGUUUCAUACAGUAUUUGAUUUUCUCUCUUUUUAAACGGCCCUCAAUAAAAAAGCAUUACGCUGCUUCCUCUCAGCAACUCUGCAUAGUUCUGUUCAAGUGACCCAUGGGUUGACUGGGCGCGGUGCCAACGCGAACAGAAAAGGCGGGGAUGAAAGUGAGCGGCAGACUUUUGAGUUUUUCUUUCUGUUUUUUUUUUUGGUGUUCGAACCGCAACAGCAAAAUGGUCGCUCUUCUUUGCCCACUGGAAUGGAGCCAGGGUUGGUUGUACAGCAGUGAUGGAAGAGCUGAUGGUGUUUGUAUAUAUUCUUCAGUGUAUUUAAAAACGCUUAAGCAAUGAGCCAGUGGGAAGAGGGAUGGGUAACAGUUAAAAUGAACAUAAACAAAAGUAGUCCAGUAUAAAGCUCAGUUCAAGCUGGAUUAGUAUUACCUGGGGAGGUACUGUAAUUGACGUGAAUACUGAUGAGAUAUGUGGAUUUAAAGGCUUAAAGAACCUUCACAUAAUGUAAAGGGUUUCAACUUCAACAAGGUUCUUCACACUCCAAAAACCCCCUUUACAAAAAUGGUUCUGUGAUGUACCAGCCAUUGAAAGUGUUUUAGGGAACCAAAUGUGGUUCUUUAAAAGCACUGUGCAAAGAACCUUUGUUGGAACCUUUAUUUUUUAAGAGUAUUGUAUGUACUAUAGUAGACGUGUUCCAAUCCACCUCAAGCAAAUGGAACAACAAAACCUGCUAAUAGACACAGCUUUGCUCCGUAUUGUUAUUGUUAUUGAGCUUUGCCCUAAUUGUGUAAUGCUAAUGUGUACUUCCAGUCUAUGACCUAUCAAUCCAGACUGUGAUCAUUUGUGGAAACUACACAAAUACAUUUUUCGGUAAAAACGGCCAGUCAAAUCCUUUACAGAACCUCCUCUAGUAAAACAAAUCCACAUCAAAUAGUGCUUUAGACUAGCAGGGCAAAGAGGCAGAGUUGUGUAUUUCUUUUACGCUUGCUUUUUUUUUGUUAGCAAAAAUGGCAAACAGGGUGUGAGACCUGUGCAAGCUUGACAUUUAAAAUGUAACUUCCAAGAUAUGCUUACAUUUCACACUUUGUUUUCCUUUAGACAGUAUUACUGGAGCAGUGUAACGUGAUUUGAGGAUUUUUUUUUCUCCUGCCAAAAAAAAAACAUCACUUGUGCUGCCCCUUCCCUGUGUCUGCAGUUUUGCUUUGGGUUGAGAGCUGAGUUAUGUUUCUCAUGCUGAUUGUGGUGCUUACGGUAACGUUGUAUAUGGGAAACUAAAGCAUGAGUCCUCAGGUUUGGUUCCUGCAAAGCUCAUAUGAACCUUUGAAGCAGUCAGUACAGCCCAGCAACAGCUUACUGCAAACAUGAGAAAUCCUUCAUGAGUAAAACCCUAUUGAAGCUGGAUUAGAUUUACCUUGGGAUGUACUUUCACUCAAGUGACUACUGACAAGAUCAGUGAUUUUAAUCCAGUAUGAAUCUGCUGUUUCUAUAGUCUGACAGUAAUAAUUCUGAAAUAAAUGCCCUUCUGUAAUCGGCUGAAUCCGGAGAUCCCUCAGUAAUAACAGACCUGUUCUGACCCACUAAUUGAAAAUGAUACUCCUGAUCCUGAUGUUUCUUUUUAAGAAACCAUUCUCACCUGAAAAUAUUGAUACUGUUUUCAGCAAUAAACUGCAUAUCUGUCUUUUUAUGAAAUUGAAUGUCUUUGAUGCUAAAAAUUAUUGUAGCAAAUAAUUUUGUAGGAUAGGAACUACUUUCCCUUAUUUAUUUAUUUUACUGGACUAAACAGUCAGUUUAUGUGGCAGUUUAUUUAAUUCAAAAGCAAAUGUAUUUUUGAAGUUUUACUGGUUUUCACAUUAAAAAUCACAAAAUGAAUUCCCUUAAAACUUAAAACAAGAGAUGGCAUGAUGCUACUUUCUUUUUCCUGAUACCAAUACUGUUAAAAAACAAAACAGACAUGGCGCCAGGCAUGUAACAUUGAUGGCUAUAUCUGCCCUGCAAUGUUUCAGUCCAUUCUGUCUGUGGUAAUUUGGCAAAUCAGCCAGUCAAAUCCCUUACAAAUUACAUUACAGAGCCUCCUCUGGUGAAACAAAUCCAGCUUGGAUAGUGCUUUAGUCACUUCAGCAGAGGCUGUGUAUCACAGGCCUUAUUGUUAUUCGGUUUCAUCCUUUUUCCUUCUCAGUCACAGUCUUGCACAGUCCUUUUCCCACAGGCAGAUGAGAUACUGGUCGUAUACUGUGCAUUUAAGCACAGGAAGUGUCUCUCAUUAUUGAGAGAAUUACAGACACUGUAAUGUCAUUUCACCACUGCAUUCAAUAUGCCAUUAGAGAGAGGCAGUGGCUGUAGUUCUCUGUGCUGAAAUUGAUCCAGGAGCAGUUUCCUUUUAAAUCCUAACCUUAAACACAGAGAAAGGGAGACUCUGGCCUCAGAUGAGUUUAAGAUGGUGGCCCUGAAUGCACACUGCUGUCUUUUUGCCUUUACUUAUGUGUUGUUGGUGACUGUUUCUGUGAAUCUGGAAGGCCUUACAGUUAUCUUCUCUGAAGUUUUACAAUAGUGAAAACUGGAGUUUGGGUAAAGAAUUAAAUACAGCUUUUGGGCAGAUAGCUGAUCUAGAACCAGCUCCUCAUAUUAAAAGCAAAAUGUUAAACUGGUCUCAGGUCAGUAUUGAAGGAUCUUUCCAGGAUUUUUAAAACUAAAUGCAUGCUCUUUACUGUAAUAGAAAAAAUGUAUAAUGGCAAAGCUGCUGCAGUUGUAUUUGGUAAUUUUCGAAACCCAGCAGUGGAAUAACUAGCACCAACCCAUUACAGAGAAAAACAUACAUUUAGUUUCAAAAAUACCAGCGUUAUCCUCUAAGGACAGCACCCCACAAAACCCAGUAGUGGCCCUUCAGAGUCUGAUGGAGAUGAGCACCAUCUCUGGAUGCAAUAAGAAAGAGAGUCUACUGUCUGUAAAUCUUUGUUCUGGAAAACAUUUUAAAUUUCUGUUAAAGUAUUAACUUUCCAUUCUGGAAGGACAGUAUUAGUUUGGGCAGAUCUAAUAAGUGGCUGUAGUUUUGAUGGCUUUCUAAGAUGUGUGAUUUAAUUCAAUCCAUUGCUUCCACUUGGUAUGUUUUGUGAUGGCAAAAAAAUGUCUCUUACAGUGCAGUAUUGAAAAUGGAGUCUGGGGUUUUAUCCGACCUUUUAACAAAUAUUUUAGUGAUACGACAAUAUAUCACCGGCGACAAUAUAUGAUGAGCUUUGUUAAUGUCAGUAGAAUAUAAAGAGUUUUUUAAUGUGUUUAACUAGAACUCGUUCAUUUUGGUUUAUUUCUGGGUUCAACUUUGAUUCGCAGUAUGUGCCGUUUCACAUGGUGUGCAGCAAGAACCAUAAUACAGCACAUCCCUAAGCACAUCUCAGAUACUCUGGUCACUCCUAACACUGUGAUAGUCCACAGGGUCCAUCUGUAUGAAACAUCCCAGCUGACCUACGCUUAUAUAAUCUUAUUCAUCACAACAUGGCCAGCAAAACUCAUCCUAAAACAGCGCUCUUACUCUUGAGAAAUGUGAUACGUGCGGACAACCCCUGAACUACCUCAGGUUUUUUUCUCCCUGCUCAUCUGAAUAUUUUUGCACAUAGACAGGAGGGCAAAGCAUUGUUGAUAACUGGAAAACAUAAAUGCAUUGAUGGACUCAGACGCAAUUUAGGCAGUGUGUUUUGUUUUAGAGACAGAGUGAGCGUGACGGACCCCUAUUAAAAUGAUAUUGUUAUAUCUUGUCGAUAUAUUCCAAAAUGUGCAUGGAAUAUAUCAGCGCUGUCAUAACAAAACUUCCUAUUGCAUAAUGGACAACUUUCAGGGAGGAGGAAAAAAUUGUUAACUUCUUAUUGCAUAUAAUGUUGGACCAUUUCUUUUGUUGAUCACACAAUGUAAUGGGUAGCUGGUAUUUUCAAAUGGUGUUUAUAUUUACAUAUAUGGAGAAGACUGGGGCUAUGAGGAUUUGAUACGACAGCGAUGUUAUAUUUCCAAUAUAUUACUUUCAGCAAGUGUCAGCUUGUUCCUGUUCCAGCUGUAUUUACUGGUUUGUUUGACUGUUCAUACUCUGCUGUCUCUAAGUUGGCUGUGCCAGUAUAGCCAGAUUCUGGACCUUUGAUCACUCCACUCAGGUUGAAUGACCUUAAGGCAGCAGUAUUCAAAAAUGGACCAAAUACAUUGAACAUAUACAGCUCUUUUUUUGUGAUUGCUUCAUUGUGCAUGCAACUGACUGCAUCUCAAGGGAAACAACACAGCGGAGGAGACUGGAUCAGCUGGAUAAAUAUCAGGAACUGUAAACUGGACUUACAUUAAUACACUUCCCAUGAAAAUGUAACAUAUUUAAAAAUAAUUUACAACAUAUUUAAUUCACAUUCAGUAAUGCAUUGAUAGCAAAUCCUAAUAUAUUCCAUUUUAUAUGGGUUUGCAGUGAUAGGAUUGUCAGCUCUGGGUUCUGGCACAGGGACAACAUUCAUUAUGUGCAUCAGUAUCUGGGGGUCAUAUGUGUCAUAGAGUAAGAGUGCUUCAUUUGGGUCAGCUUUUGGCUUUUGAUGAAUAUGAUUAUCCAUACAGGGAUCCGAUCCUAUUUGAGAACUUUCGAUGGAUGGACUAGUUAGGAUCUGAGCAGGAGGAACACUGGCAGACUGAAAGAUGUUUUGUUUCCAAGCUGGACGGCAGGACGAGGAAAAUGUUGAGUGAUUAUCAGAAUGGUGAAACACUGACUGAUCAAACUUUUUAAUCUUACAUUCCAUUCGACUUGCUUCGCAGACGCUGUAGCCUUUGAUGAGAUUUGCUUGUUUCUGUGUACAGAGAGGAACUCAGUUCUGCUCAUGCUGGUAUAAGAGUUUUACACUCGUUUUACGUGAACUAAAACUUGACUCCAUUCCUUCUCUAUUAACUUUUUUUUUUUUUACCCGUCUUGAGUUGCAAUCAUAUGAAUGAAAGAAAAAAGUUCCAUUUGAAAGAUGCCUCAUGUUCAUCUUGCAUAAGUUACUGUCAUUAACAAUAAAUACAGAAAUGUGUCGAACAGUG